UAAGUCCCGGACAACUGGUUUAAAUCCAUACAAGGUCAAAAAACAUUGUCAUUUUCUCAAAAUAUAAUUUUAAAAUUACCUCAAUUCUCAGAGAUCCCCAAACGAUUCGCGCGAAGCCGUUCAAAAGACUCAGUUUCCCCAAACCCCACCUUACGGUAGCAUACUCUGCUCUGAUUGGUCAACUAACAUAGUCAGUUUUGAUUGGUUGUUACGCAUGUUCUGCGUGUUGUAAACGAAACGCCCAUAGCUCACCUUCGGAUGUUUAUAGCUUUUCAUAGAACAUUAUUACAGUAAAUAAAUACCAUGGCAUCUAUUUUGCCAUGUCAAUUUGAGCCUGAAUCCGAAGAGGAAACCGAUGAAGACGUUCAACCGGCAACUCAAUCAAACGUACGACUUGAGCAGGACGUUUCUCAGUGGUGCACGUGUGGGAACUGUAAUAGAAUGCCCACUGAGUCUGAAAACCUGUGCUGUCAAGAAGUACGACAGGUUAUAAGAAGAAUCCAACAAAUUCCAGUGCCUCCAACAUGUAUGAUUGACCACCCAGGCUUUGAAGCCAACUGCCUAAAUCCAUAUACCCUACAGAACAUUCAUAAUAUAUAUAGAAGCGACUAUGGUCCAUUAAGGCGCCGAACAAGAGAGGAGCAAUUUCGUCAUUUGGCAUAUCGGAGCUUUGUUAGCUGGUGCUGGGGCUUCUUAGGUCGACAUGUCCGUGUGGUCAUUCCUUCCUGCGUUGUAUCCCGGAUACGCCAGGAGUUUCCAGAUCUGGCUGGUCACUACGUCGGUUUUCGGCCACCUCUCGACUGAACCGGGAGAAAUGGCGGGCAAUCGUUUCCUCCUUUGAGGGUCUCUCGAACUCGGCAGAAAUUGGAAUGGGAACAGGAAUUGCCUGUAGCUCCUCAACAAAAGGUGCUGGGUCGACGACAACCUCCUCAAAGACGAGCCUCAUUAGGUCAUCCACAUAAUCUGGAAAACAUUUGUAAAGAAGAAUUUUUUAUUUAUUUCAUAUUUAUUUGUAAUAAUGUUUACAAUAAAAUGUUUAUUAACAUAC
Messenger RNA from Misgurnus anguillicaudatus (oriental weatherfish), 1048 nucleotides. RefSeq names its product P2X purinoceptor 7-like. The record is from RefSeq and is a predicted model, not a curated record. Lineage: Eukaryota; Metazoa; Chordata; Actinopteri; Cypriniformes; Cobitidae.